Messenger RNA from Musca domestica (house fly), 885 nucleotides. It is a transcript of the gene ninaA, whose product is annotated as peptidyl-prolyl cis-trans isomerase, rhodopsin-specific isozyme. Lineage: Eukaryota; Metazoa; Arthropoda; Insecta; Diptera; Muscidae. The record is from RefSeq and is a predicted model, not a curated record. Gene Ontology annotation, biological process: protein folding; protein peptidyl-prolyl isomerization. Gene Ontology annotation, cellular component: intracellular membrane-bounded organelle. Gene Ontology annotation, molecular function: peptidyl-prolyl cis-trans isomerase activity. The transcript is spliced from 3 exons. The coding region runs from base 106 to 810 and encodes 234 amino acids.
GAGAGUUGACUCAACCACAUAAAACGUAACAAGUGUUCAAAAAAAAAAAAUAAAUAAAUAAAUAAAUAAAUAAAUAAAAUUUAAUUCAUCCACAAUACAUAUAAAAUGAAUUUAGUUCGUAUAUUAUUAAUCGUCAGCGCCUUCCUGACAACGGCAUCGGCCCUUAGUUUUAUUGUAACUUCGAAAAUCUAUAUGGAUGUGAAGCAUCAAAAGAAACCUUUGGGUCGCAUAAUUUUCGGUUUAUUCGGCAAGAGGGCACCGAAGGCCACAACAAAUUUCCGUCACAUUUGCACAAGAGGAAUUAAUGGCACCACCUAUGUUGGAUCGGAAUUUCAUCGGGUCAUCAAUCGUUUCAUCAUUCAAGGUGGUGAUAUUGUAAAUCAUGAUGGAACAGGUUCGACAAGUAUUUACGGUGAUUAUUUCGAAGAUGAGGCACUGGAUAUUGAGCAUUUAAGACCCGGUUACUUGGGUAUGGCAAAUCGUGGUCCCGACACAAAUGGCUGUCAAUUCUAUAUAACAACGGUGGCGGCCCGUUGGUUGGAUGGUAAACAUACGGUGUUUGGCAAAGUUUUGGAGGGCAUGGAUGUGGUACACGCCAUCGAUGAUGUGAAAACGGAUAGAGAUGAUCAUCCCAUACAUCCGGUUAUUAUAACGAAUUGUGGUGAAAUACCAACUGAACCCUAUGAAUUUUAUCCUGAUGAUUUUAGUGUUUGGGGUUGGAUAAAAUCGGCUGGAAUACCAGUGGCUAGUUCGUUUGUCAUUCUCAUCGUAUUUCAUUAUUUCUUCCGGCAAUUAAAUAUGUAUUGUUAAAUUUAUGAAUGAAAAAAUAAACAAUUAUAUUUAUUAAUCAGAAGAUUAUAUAAAAAAUAUAUUUCAUAUUCAUAA